Molecule: messenger RNA, 474 nt
Organism: Iphiclides podalirius (scarce swallowtail)
Lineage: Eukaryota; Metazoa; Arthropoda; Insecta; Lepidoptera; Papilionidae
Source: the annotation of a GenBank genome assembly
AUGUCCUGGCACACGAUAAGUGAAGUCAGAGCGAUGGAUUUCUUAGUGAAGAGCGAGAAAUUUGUGUAUCGAAGUCAAGCGAUCGAGUUUUCUAAUGGUGAAUUGCUUUUCAGCGGAAUUCGUGAUAUCGCGCAGAGGCAAGAGGAUGAUCAGGCUAAGAGGCUACACGUACUAUUCAGCCCGACCGUCGACAGGCCCCAAGAUACGCUGGAGGUGCUCCACGCACGCAGCACACGGCUGUCCCGCCACCCUGUACACCAUUGCGUGCAAUACAUAAUGUCGAAGAAAGGGAACACGAUGCUCCAGUACCAGGGCUACACCUACCAUUUGAAGGGAAAGGCCGCCAUCAGGAGGAUCUGGCGGUGCUCCCGCCACUGCUCGUACCAUUGCCGGGCGACCGUGACAACCGUUUACGACACCGUAGUCAAAGUCAGAAACGAACACAACCACGGGCCAAUCAACCUCCUCUUCAAC